GCGCCGGCGGAGGAGGGCGCCCCGCCGCCGCCGUCACUACCCGAGCUGGAGCCGGGCCAGGUAGCUCCUCUGCCGCCCACCACCGACCCGCCGCCGGCGCAGAAGGAGUCAGUGUUCGUGCGGCUCAGCAACCGGAUCAAGGCGCUGGAGCUGAACAUGUCGCUCAGCUCGCAGUACCUGGAUGAGCUGUCACGCCGCUACAAGAAGCAGGUGGAGGAGAUGCAGAAGACCUUCAACAAGACGAUUGCGGCGCUGGAGGUGACCGCCCACGACGCUGAGACGCGGGACGAGCUGCAGCAGGAGAUGAUCCGCUCGCUACAGGGCCAGAUCCUCAACCUCACGCGCGUGGUGGCCGGCGUGGUGGCCGAGAAGGAGAGCAUCACGUGGACGUUGGUGCAGCGCCACCUGGUGCUGAUGCUGGCGGAGCUGCUGAUGCUGGCGCUAGCGUUCGCGCUGUUGGCGCGACGGCCGGCGGCGUUGGCGCGUGCGCAGCCCGCACGGUCCGCACGACAGCCGGUGCUGCGGCGCAACAAGUCGGUCGGCGGCGCGCGCCGGCCGGCCGCCGGCCAGCCUGCGGCCGGCAAACACCGUCGCAGACCCAGCGACGAGGUGGUCAACAUCUCAGGGACGUACCGGGACCUGCUGAUUGCAGAGGGCCAAGCGCCGGCGGCGCGGCGCGGCCGCCACCCAGGACGGGUCGCACGGUCGUAUAGCACGUGGUCGCUGAGCUCGGAGGAGGACGAGGCACCGACCGAGGUGGCAGUGCCCGGCGUGGGCGUGCUGUUCGCCAGCUCGCCUGCCGUGGCGUACGUGGACCGGCGCGGCGCGGCCGGACGCGCCGCCACCAGCAACCCGUACUCGGCACUGUGCCGGCUGGAGAACGGCGACGGCGGUGGCCGGCUGACAAACGGCUACGCUCCGCCUUCGCCUCCGCCUCCGCCACCAGCGGCGCCGGGCCCUUGGUGCGGUGGACCGCGGCGCCGCGACAGGGACAGGGACCGCGAGGGGCGCGACCGACCGGCCGACGGCAGGCCAAAGCCGCGCGACGAGCGCCGACGCGUCAAGAAGAAGCUGCAGGUGGUGUAGUGCGUCGAGAAAGGGAAGGGGUACCGGCCGUGCAAUAUCCUGUGUUGCCGGAAAGACCGUACUUUGGCUGUGAUCAUGAUGAAUAAAUAUACAGUGAAC
Molecule: messenger RNA, 1185 nt
Organism: Pollicipes pollicipes
Lineage: Eukaryota; Metazoa; Arthropoda; Thecostraca; Pollicipedomorpha; Pollicipedidae
Exons: 4
Coding region: 157-1086 (309 amino acids)
Biological process (GO): protein folding in endoplasmic reticulum
Cellular component (GO): membrane; cytoplasm
Source: RefSeq, a predicted model, not a curated record